Messenger RNA from Aureobasidium pullulans EXF-150, 912 nucleotides. RefSeq lists its product as uncharacterized. The record is from RefSeq and is a predicted model, not a curated record. The transcript is spliced from 4 exons. NCBI's taxonomy places the organism in Eukaryota, Fungi, Ascomycota, Dothideomycetes, Dothideales, Saccotheciaceae. Bases 38 to 517 code for a protein of 159 amino acids.
GACAACAGUCCGCUCGCCGUAUAACCUCUCAACAGUCAUGACGAAACAUCAGCCCGCCGAGAGUGAGAUUUGGGACGACUCUGCUCUAGUUCAAUCAUGGAACGAAGCGCUGGAGGAAUACAAGAAAUACCAUAGCAUGUCUGCACGGGGUGAGAGAGUCGAGGAUGUUCUAGAUGCUGUUGAGAAGGAAGAAGAGGCACAAUCUGCCACUAAUCUGGAGAACGAAUUAAUCGACGAAACCACUGGUCUGCCACGCUGGGAAUCCGUCGAAGAACACAAGAUGCCUGUCCAGGAAUCUACUGCAGAUUCAGCACCUCUACAUAUCGAAGCACAAGCAGAAUCGUCAGCCUCUGUUACUCAACAGCCCCCUCCGCCACAAGUUCUUCUCGACUCUGUCCAAGAUGAAGGUUUGAAAGCACUUAUGACAUCCUGGUACUUUGCAGGAUACUACACUGGCCUCUACGAAGGGAAGCAACAGGCUCAGGCCCAGGCAGCUCAAAGUCACUCAGCUUCCUGAUUGACUCAAUCUGAGUCUCUACUUCUUCAUCAAUAGUCCACUGUCGGCAGGACUGGACGUGCCGUUCCAGAGAGAGUUCAGGCCUGGUCGAUACCACAUACACUAUCCGAUAGCACAGAAUGCUCGUUAGCGAUAACGCAAUUGGCACAGUUGAAGCACCGGUCCAGGCAGCAGCAUACGCAUAUCUUCCCAGCGCGAAGGUGCCUACCCACCACGACGCCCGAGAGCCAUUCGGGACGACUGUUGGCAGUGAACGAAGCACUUUGACCUGCUUCGCUCUGUCUACCCUGCACCAGAUUGGGUUUUCAGGAGCCUAGCCAUGAAUAGGGGCCAGACGACUGUUUGCCCAAUGCUGUUAUCUGAUAGAACUCAAUCUCGAAAGUCGUCUUCCCAAG